Protopolystoma xenopodis is the source of this 282-nucleotide messenger RNA. The record is from the annotation of a GenBank genome assembly. Lineage: Eukaryota; Metazoa; Platyhelminthes; Monogenea; Polystomatidea; Polystomatidae.
AUGGCUACAUCGUAUCGUUUUUCGCAGAUGUCAAUCGUUUUUGUCGUGAUCUCGUGUGCUCUUUUUGGUUGCCCCGCUGCCUGGCCGUCCUCGAGGCAGCCUCAGUCCUACGCCGACCUUUCUGAGCUGAGCUCUUCGUCGUUUACGACGUCAUCCACGUUGUCGCUAGAACCUUUAAGAAAUGUUGAAUUGUGCCGGAGAGAGUGUGACGCAAUAAAGACCAAAUGGCCGAACAAUGACAGCGAGAAAUAUAAUCCGUUUAUUUCUAUCCGUUGCGAUUAA